Sinocyclocheilus rhinocerous is the source of this 462-nucleotide messenger RNA. RefSeq names its product prostaglandin E2 receptor EP3 subtype-like. The annotation marks the transcript as partial. Gene Ontology annotation, cellular component: plasma membrane. Lineage: Eukaryota; Metazoa; Chordata; Actinopteri; Cypriniformes; Cyprinidae. Gene Ontology annotation, biological process: intestine smooth muscle contraction; inflammatory response; positive regulation of cytosolic calcium ion concentration. The record is from RefSeq and is a predicted model, not a curated record. Gene Ontology annotation, molecular function: thromboxane receptor activity; prostaglandin E receptor activity. The transcript has a single exon.
UUCUUUGGGGUGUGCAUGACCACUUUUGGCUUGUGUCCUCUCUUUUUAGCCAGUGCCAUGGCCAUUGAGAGGGCUUUGGCCAUCACUGCUCCUCACUGGUACUCACACUACAUGAAAACCAACGUGACCAAGCAGGUUCUGGUCUUCAUCUGGUGCCUGGUUUUGCUAUUUGCCUUAUUGCCCAUCGCUGGGGUUGGAAAGUACACUUUGCAGUGGCCAGGGACUUGGUGCUUCAUAAGUACAGGUGACAAGAAUGUAACGGGAAAUACGUUUUUUGCCACGACCUUUGCAGCAUUGGGGAUAUUUUCUUUGCUGGUCACGUUGUCGUGUAACGUUGUGACCAUCCGUGCUUUGGUUAUACGUUGCAAAACGAAGGCAACCUCGACCCAGUCAUCCAAGCAAUGGGAGAGGUUAACAACAGAGACUGUUAUUCAGUUGAUGGGCAUUAUGUGUGUGCUGUUG